Messenger RNA from Trifolium pratense (red clover), 1002 nucleotides. RefSeq lists its product as uncharacterized. NCBI's taxonomy places the organism in Eukaryota, Viridiplantae, Streptophyta, Magnoliopsida, Fabales, Fabaceae. The coding region runs from base 174 to 761 and encodes 195 amino acids. The record is from RefSeq and is a predicted model, not a curated record. The transcript has a single exon.
AGAUUCCCCUUUGAGCUUAAAAAAGUCUUAAACUACUCUUUCAUUGAACCAAAACCCUUUGAACAUGUCUCACACAAAUUCUAAUAUCUACUACAUAUGCAUAUAUUAUAUAACAUAAAUACACACCACCCAUAAUUUGCCAAAUAGUAAUUAGCCCCAACAAAUUAAUAAACAUGACAAAGCCUUCGUACUUUCUCCAAAAACCUUCUCCCAUAAUUGUACAAAGACAAGAGAACAAGAAGAUGAUGUGCUUAGAUGAGCAACUACAAAGGCAAUUAUCUAAUAUUUCAUCAAAUGAAGAUUAUCAUGGCAACAAAUUUGCUUCAAUUCCAUUUGUAUGGGAAUCUCAACCAGGUACACCUAAACAUAGAUCAAAUGAAAAGUCUCUUCCUCCUCUUACUCCACCACCAUCUUAUUUCCAAAAUGCAACCAAAAAACCUAUCAAGUCCAAAAAGAGUUUGUUUAUGCAAACACUUUUUCCGAAACGUACUACAAAAAAAGGUCCCGUUCUUAAUCCAUCCAUGACAUCAUCAAAUUUUGUCUCUUAUUCAUCAUCAUCUUCGUCGUCAUCUUUGUCAUUGUCCUCUCCACGGCCAACAUCAUAUUCGGUGCCAUCUUCUCCGAUGAUACACUCGAGGAAGGAAGAAGAAGACGAAGAUUUAUAUGAUGUUAGUAGCUCUAAUGUGUGUUUUGGCAAUGUAAAAUCACGAGGGAGUUAUUCUUCCAUGUUUAAGAAGGUAUUGUUUGGUGAUUUUAUGUGAUGUUUAGAUCAAGCUACUUUUCUCUAAUUGUUAUGGUUAACUAAUAAUAAGCUAUGAUAUAGCUAGAAUUGGAAAGAUUGUAUAUGUCAAACUUAUUAAUUAGUACACGCAUCAUAUAUAUUUUUCAAACUUGUUUAUGAUAAUUAGUUUGAUUCUUUCUUUUUGAAUCAAUCCUAGCUAAAACCAAAUAAUAAUAUUGAAGGAUUAAACUCACGCACUUUAAGUGUUGAGAAGUGGGAGA